UCAGCUGUUAAAACCGCUGCCCUGCGCUGUGGAAUCGAGACUCGCCGAGCGUCCCAGUCCCAUCCGUCCCGCACUAGGGACCGCGGGCGGGCUCUGGACCAUGUACGGCCGCAGCAGGGUGGUGGGCACCGGGCUCGGCGCCAACUCCGCCUCCCGGGACCCCGAUGAGCGGCGCGGGGAGCGGGACCCUCUGCAAAGCCACGGGCAGGGCCUGGAAAGGACCCCCGGGGGCCCAGCGAGGGACACCUUGGGGGGCGCUGGCCAGAGGAGCACAGGUGCAUACACCUUGAUAGCACCAAAUGAAAACCGGAGACAUCUGAUACAAAGGAUUGCUGAGGAAGAGCUGGCAAACCUGGAGAAAUGGAAGCAGCAGAAUAGAGCAAAACCCAUUCACCUGGUGCCAAGGCAACUGGGUGGAAACCAAUUGGAGUCUGAAGUAAGACAGAAACAACAACUCCAACUGAUGCAAUCUAAAUACCAGAAAAAGCUAAAGAGAGAAGAAUCUUUAAGAAUCAAGAAGGAAGCUGAAGAAGCUGAGCUCCAAAAAAUGAAGGCAAUUCAGAGAGAGAAGAGCAAUAAACUAGAGGAGAAAAAGAGACUUCAAGAAAACAUGAGAAGAGAAGCAUUUAGAGAGCAUCAUCAAUACAAAACAGCUGAAUUCUUGAGCAGACUGGACACAGGGUUGCCAAACAGAAGUGCCUGUCGAAUUGUUCCUUGUGGUCCACAAUCCUCAACAUGGGUAAGUGGAACAUCAUACAAGGAGCUGUCCAGCACCUUUCAAAGAGGUGUUUAGAGAUUGAAAUUAAAGGGAUAGAAUCACAGUUAUGGCUCAGAAUGCUGGAACUAAAGGCAAA
Castor canadensis (American beaver) is the source of this 854-nucleotide messenger RNA. Lineage: Eukaryota; Metazoa; Chordata; Mammalia; Rodentia; Castoridae. The record is from RefSeq and is a predicted model, not a curated record.